AUGUCCAGCAGAGCUGUGAAGAACACCAGCUACUCUGUGAGGUCCUCCUCUGCAGUCAUGGGCUGCCCUCAGAACUUCAGCAGCAGCUCCUACUCCGGCGGCUAUGGCGGCAGCGGCAGACAGAGCUACAGCGUCCGCAGCUCCUACGGUGGCGUUGGUAGCAGCGGCGGGGGCGUUGCAGCAGGUGGUUAUAGGGUAGUUGUGGCUGGGGGGUCCGGGCAAAGAAGAGGUGUGAUGGAGUUUGGGUAUGCGGGCAUGGGUGUUGGCGGUGGUAUGGGGAUGGGGGGUGGGAAGAUGACCUGUACGGGACCCCCUCAAAUCACAGCUGUUCAGGUGAACAAGAGCCUGCUGGCCCCCCUGAACCUGGAGAUUGACCCCAACAUCCAGGUGGUCCGCACCCAUGAGAAGGAGCAGAUCAAGACACUGAACAACCGCUUUGCCUCCUUCAUCGAUAAGGUCAGUUCCUCAUGUGUUCCUAUCACAACAGGGUCAAAUGCAUAGUGCAUGCCAAAUACUUUCAUACACAUGAGGUGAGCUUGAUUUAGCUCAUCUGGUACAAUGGGGCCAAUGGAGUGGUCCCAAAAGUGCAAUGUCCACCCACUCUGCACCGUGGUCAAGCUAAAUCAAACACACCUCAGGUAUAUUAUAGCAUUGGACAGUAAAAUACCUGACACAGGUCUGGUUUGUAUUAACUUGGUAUUUGAAGGGAAAGAUUAUCUUGUGAGUUCGGUAAUCUGUUUUGGAAUUUCUAUGUUACCUAUAAGCAUUGCCUUACCUUCAUCGAAUAAUCUCCCUGCUUUAGUCAAUCAUAACUGAAUGUACAUUAUGUACAAAACUAUGGACAUAAAUUAAACUGUAAAUAUGUGACUAAUUGCAUACUAUUGCAUACUAAGCAUAUAAGACAAACUUGGUUAUUAACAGAUUAAAAUUGGCAUCACCAAACUCCCUCAUUGAUCACUACCCUCUUACUAAAAGAGAGAGAGUGGAAAGGGUGUAGAUAGAGAUACGGCCAGAGACAGACCACAAGACGAGGUUGGUUGUAUGAAUACAGGGUUUGCUGUUCGGAAACCCCUUCUAGACAUUAGUAACUGACUCUUAAAUCCACAAAACAAUCUUUCUUGUCAGUAGAAUUUGUAGGCAACUAGGGAUUUGUUGUUGGGCAGGGAUCCAUCUUGUCACAGGAUCCUCUCUUGCUCAAUGUGCCAUUGUCCCAUAGGCCUACACACUCAAACAGGAAAUGGCAGAUUCACUGUCAGAUAUAUCAGCCCAUUCAUGCACAGGGCUUAUCAACUGUCAAUUAUCUCUACAAUGAUUACAUGCUUCAACCAUCCCUUAUUGUUUUACCUACCUUAAUGGGGCCCCUUAUUUCUAAAGAACCAAAUAACUCAAGGAUCAAUGUACAGCUUAAGCCAUAAAUCGGUUAUGUUUACCGCCAGGUUAACCUUAUCUAUGUGUGGCAUUCUACCCCUCUCCACACCUUAGCGAUGCACACAUCUGCUCUCUCUCCUCCUUGCUUGUUGUGUUUGAGUGGAACCCCACCCAGGGGCAGGGGGACAAAAGACAAAACUUGAACAACAUGAAUCAUGUGUGUAACUUUGUUUCAGAAACAGUACCACAUUGUGCUGAAACACGGACACACAUUGACACACAUUUGUUUGUUGGACAUUCUUUAGCCUAUACAUCCAUUCACACUUUUGCUAUAUCCAUUCAUGCGCAUUCAUUCAUUCAUUUGUUUGUUCAUACCUUCCUUCCUAUCCUCCCUCCCUCCCUCCCUACCUCUCUCCCUCCCUCCCUCCCUCCCUCCCUCCCUCCCUCCCUCCCUCCCUUCCUCCCUUCCUUCCUUCCUUCCUUCCUUCCUUCCUUCCUUCCUUCCUUCCUUCCUUCCUUCCUUCCUUCCUUCCUUCCUUCCUUCCUUCCUUCCUUCCUUCCUUCCUUCCUUCCUUCCUUCCUUCCUUCCUUCCUUCCUUCCUUCCUUCCUUCCUUCCUUCCUUCCUUCAUCCAUUCAUUCACAAGUUUCAAUCAAUGACACGGAUCAUUUCCCUUUUGUCCCUGCAGGUGCGUUUCCUGGAGCAGCAGAACAAGAUGCUGGAGACCAAGUGGAGCCUCCUGCAGGACCAGACUACCACCCGCUCCAACAUCGACGCCAUGUUCGAGGCCUACAUCUCCAACCUGCGCAGACAGCUGGACGGCCUGGGCAACGAGAAGAUGAGGUUGGAGUUGGACCUGCACAACAUGAAGGGUCUGGUGGAGAACUUCAAGACCAAGUGAGUACUUUCUUCAUAUUAUAACGUCUUGACAAGAAGGGUUCAUUGGGCCUGAAAAGGUCAUUAGCAUUAGCAUGCUAUUUUGGAAAAGUUGCACUACUGUACAAAUCUGGGUCUCAAAUCCAGUAUUAUGAUUUCAAGACGCUUUUCUUUUUGAUUAAAUACACAUUUUAAUCCUAAACAUGAUUUCAUUUUAAGCUUGUCAGAAAUGUUUCUUGUUUGAUUUAAAGGCUUGCUCUAUUCUCCUCUCUCAGGUAUGAGGAGGAGAUCAACAAGCGUAACGAGUCUGAAAACAACUUUGUUCUCCUGAAGAAGGUCAGUAGACUAAAUAAUUCUAGAAGCCUCCCUACAUGCAUAACUUACAGUGCAUUGUUACUUUACCUCAACAUCAACAAAUUGGCUGAAGUAGAAAAGUACAUUUACAUUUUAGUAGUCUAAAAAUUUAGUAGUCUAAAAAUUGUUUACAACAAUUAUAGCUUCUGAGGUGGAAGUUGGGAGAGUUAUAUUUGGGUGUUUCAGUGAAACGUAAGUGAGGGAGGCCACGCUCUCUCGCUUUCCCAGAUGUUUAGUUCAUUUCAUUCCGAUCUCCUUUGCAUUGUUGUAGCCAUUUUCUGUAGCCUGUCAACUAUGCCUCUGUCUAUCCCUGUUCUCUCCUCUCCGCACAGGCUAAACAAACACCUCACACCGCGUGGCUGCUGCCUCUCUAACCUGGUGGUCCCUGCACGCACGACCCACGUGGAGUUCCAGGUCUCCGGCAGCCUCUGGAACUGCCGUUCUGCGGCCAACAAGGCAGAGUUCAUCUCAGCCUAUGCUACCCUCCAGUCCCUGACGGAAACAUGGAUUACCACUGAAAACACUGCUACUCCUACUGCUCUCUCCUCGUCUGACCAUGUGUUCUCGCAUACCCCGAGAGCAUCUGGUCAGCGGGGUGGUGGCACAGGAAUCCUCAUCUCUCCCAAGUGCACAUUCUCUCUUUUUCCCCUGACCCAUCUGUCUAUCUCCUCAUUUGAAUUCCAUGCUGUCACUAGCCCAUUCAAGCUUAACAUCCUUGUAAUUUAUCGCCCUCCAGGUUCCCUUGGAGAGUUCAUCAAUGAGCUUGACAAGUUCCUUUCCUGAGGAUGGCUCACCCCUCACAGUUCUGGGUGACUUCAACCUCUCUACGUCUACCUUUGUCUCAUUUCUCUCUGCCUCCUUCUUUCCACUCCUCUCCUCUUUUGACCUCACCCUCUCACCGUCGCCCCCUACUCACAAGGCAGGCAAUACGCUUGACCUCAUCUUUACUAGAUGCUGUUCUGCUACUAAUCUCACUGCAACUCCCCUCCAAGUCUCCGACCACUACUUUGUAUCCUUUUCUCUCUGGCUCUCCUCCAACACUACUCACUCUGCCCCUACUCAGAUGGUAAUGCGCCGUCGCAACCUUCGCUCUCUCUCUCCCGCUACUCUCUCCUCUUCCAUCCUAUCAUCUCUUCCCUCUGCUCAAACCUUCUCCCUCCAAUCUCCUGAUUCUGCCUCCUCAACCCUCCUCUCCUCCCUUUCUGCAUCCUUUGACUCUCUAUGUCCCCUAUCCUCCCGGCCGGCUCGGUCCUCCCCUCCUGCUCUGUGGCUUGACGAGUCAUUGCGAUUUCACAGAACAGGGUUCCGGGCUGCCGAGCGGAAAUUGAGGAAAACUAGACUCCCUGCGGACCUGGCAUCUUUUCACUCCCUCCUCUCUACAUUUUCUUCCUCUGUUUCUGCUGCUAAAGCCACUUUCUACCACUCUAAAUUCCAAGCAUCUGCCUCUAACCCUAGGAAGCUCUUUGCCACCUUCUCCUCCCUGCUGAAUCCUCCUCCCCCUCACCCCCCUCCUCCCUCUCUGUGGAUGACUACGUCAACCAUUUUGAAAAGAAGGUUGACGACAUCCGAUCAUCGUUUGUUAAGUCAAAUGACACUGCUGGUCCUGCUCACACUGCCCUACCCUAUGCUUUGACUUCUUUCUCCCCUCUCUCUCCAGAUGAAAUCUUGCGACUUGUGACGGCCGGCCGCCCAACAACCUGCCCGCUUGACCCUAUCCCCUCCUCUCUUCUCCAGACCAUCUCCGGUGACCUUCUCCCUUACCUCACCUCGCUCAUCAACUCAUCCUUGACCGCUGGCUAUGUCCCUUCCGUCUUCAAGAGAGCGAGAGUUGCACCCCUUCUCAAAAAACCAACACUCGAUCCCUCUGAUGUCAACAACUACAGACCAGUAUCCCUUCUUUCUUUUCUCUCCAAAACUCUUGAGCAUGCCGUCUUUAGCCAACUCUCUUGCUAUCUCUCUCAGAAUGACCUUCUUGAUCCAAACCAGUCAGGUUUCAAGACUGGUCAUUCAACUGAGACUGCUUUUCUCUGUGUCACGGAGGCUCUCCGCACUGCUAAAGCUAACUCUCUCUCCUCUGCUCUUGUCUUUCUAGACCUGUCUGCUGCCUUUGAUACUGUGAACCAUCAGAUCCUCCUCUCCACCCUCUCCGAGUUGGGCAUCUCCGGCGCGGCUCACUCUUGGAUUGCGUCCUAACUGACCGGUCGCUCCUACCAAGUAGCGUGGCGAGAAUCUGUCUCCGCACCACGUGCUCUCACCACUGGUGUCCCCCAGGGCUCAGUUCUAGGCCCUCUCCUAUUCUCGCUAUACACCAAGUCACUUGGCUCUGUCAUAUCCUCACAUGGCCUCUCCUAUCAUUGCUACGCAGACGACACACAACUAAUCUUCUCCUUUCCCCCUUCUGAUAACCAGGUGGCGAAUCGCAUCUCUGCAUGUCUGGCAGACAUAUCAGUGUGGGUGAUGGAUCACCACCUCAUGCUGAACCUCGGCAAGACGGAGCUGCCCGUUCCAUGAUCUCGCCAUCACGGUUGACAACUCCGUUGUGUCCUCCUCCCAGAGUGCGAAGAGCCUUGGUGUGACCCUGGACAACACCCUGUCGUUCUCCUUUAACAUCAAGGCGGUGACCCGAUCCUGUAGGUUCAUGCUCUACAACAUUCGGAGAGUACGACCCUGCCUUACACAGGAAGCGGCACAGGUCCUAAUCCAGGCACUUGUCAUCUCUCGUCUGGAUUACUGCAACUCGCUGUUGGCUGGGCUCCCUGCCUGUGCCAUUAAACCCCUACAACUCAUCCAGAAUGCCGCAGCCCGUCUGGUGUUCAACCUUCCCAAGUUCUCUCACGUCACCCCGCUCCAACGCACACUCCACUGGCUUCCAGUUGAAGCUAGCAUCUGCUACAAGACCAUGGUGCUUGCCUACGGAGCUGUGAGGGGAACGGCACCUCCGUACCUUCAGGCUCUGAUCAGUCCCUACACCCAAACGAGGGCAUUGCAUUCAUCCACCUCUGGCCUGCUGGCUCCCCUACCUCUGUGGAAGCACAGUUCCCGCUCAGCCCAGUUAAAACUGUUCGCUGCUCUGGCACCCCAAUGGUGGAACAAGCUCCCUCACGACGCCAGGACAGCGGAGUCACUCACCACCUUCUGGAGACACUUGAAACCCCACCUCUUUAAGGAAUACCUGGGAUUGGAUAAAGUAAUCCUUCUACCCCCCCUUACCCCACCCCAAAGAAAGAAAAAAAAUAAACAUAUUGUAAAGUGGUUAUCCCACUGGCUAUAAGGUGAAUGCAUCAAUUUGUAAGUCGCUCUGGAUAAGAGUGUCUGCUAAAUGACGUAAAUGUAAAUGUUAUCCAGAGCGACUUACAGGAGCAGUUAGGUUUAAGUGCCUUGCUCGGUUACUGGCCCAACCUGCCACCCUACAUGAACCUAGAUAUGUUCUGCUUUCUCAGGAUACAGAUGCUGCAUACAUGGCCAAGAUGGAGCUGGAGGCCAAGCUGGACUGUCUCACUAAUGAGAUUGAGUUCCUCAGGAGUAUCUAUGAUAUGGUAAUGUACCAUGUCCAUACUGCAAUGGGAGAGACUGACAGAAAAUAUUUGAAGGACUAGCCUAUGCUGUAGAUUCCAUUGGAUUUGGAAUCAAUUGUGUGAAGAGUAGAUGCCGGUUGAAAUCUAAAGGUUUCUUUUCAUCCUCUCUUGGUUCUUCAGGAGCUGCGUGAGCUGCAGUGCCAGAUCAAGGACACCUCUGUGGUGGUGGAGAUGGACAACAGCCGUAACCUGGACAUGGACUCCAUUGUCGCUGAAGUGCGCGCCCAGUAUGAGGACAUCGCCAACCGCAGCAGAGCUGAGGUCGAGACAUGGUACACACAGAAAGUAAGCCCUUUCCCCUGUGAGGCCCCCGAAACCCCUCACACCUCCGUAACCUUUUCGAGAUUCAAUAUUGGCUGUGCUCCAAUGUCCAUACUUGCAUAUCACUGAGAAUGGAUGUCCUAAAGAGGAUGCUGGUGGGAGGAGUUGUAGGAGGAUGGGCUCAUUGUAAAGACUGGAAUGGAAUAAAUAGAAAGGUAUCAAACACAUCAAACAUAUGGAAACCACAUAUUUGACUCCGUUCCAUUUAUUCCAUUCCAGCAUUGCAAUGAGCCCGUCCUCCAAUAGCUCCUCCUGCCAGCAUCCUCUGAUGUCCAAUGCCUAAGUGGUAUGCUAAUGUAGAUACUAGAACAGAACCAGAACCAGAGCACUCUGCUUUGAGGCAACCAUUAUAACCAUAAAAUCUUAAGUUCUAUAGUUUGGGUGACAGUUACCUCAGGGAGGAUCUCUGAGGGAGGAUAAUGUCACUGUGUGAGAUUAUGAUUCGCUAACCUCCACCUCAUCAUUGUAACUAUACAUUGGGAAACCCUCGCGAUUACCAAAGCAACGGUGUAAACAAAGGAUAUUUCUACCGUUUCAGGUAUCCACUCUGCUAGCUACAUGGACUUCACUGUUAUGUUAUGUCUCUAUGUUUCUGUAACAGUAUGAACAGAUGCAGGUGUCAGCCAGCAAGUAUGGGGACGACCUGAAAAACACCAAGGCAGAGAUCGCAGAUAUGAACCGCAAAAUCAUAAGAUAUCAGUCUGAAAUUGACAUGAUGAAGGGUCAGGUGAGUGUCUCAUACUGUAUGUAUCUCAGUCAAUAUGUAACAGAAGUGCCAUGUUAUCGAACACCCCUAGUGUGGAUAGACUCUCUGCUAUUCAGUGGUAGGUUCAACAACAUUUACAAAUAGGAACACAACUAAAAAUAAAAAAAUUCUGACAACAGCGCACCCACCUGGAGAACCAGAUUGCUAAGGCAGAGGCGUGCGGUGAGCUGGCGGUGAAGGAUGCCAAGCUUCGCAUCAACGAUCUCGAUGUGGCCCUGCAGAGAGCCAAGCAGGACAUGACCAUGCAAGUCCGCCAGUACCAGGAGCUGAUGAACGUCAAGCUGGCCCUGGACAUUGAGAUCGCCACCUACAGGAAGCUGCUGGAGGGAGAGGAGAGCAGGUAGGAGACGUGGGCCCUGCCCAAAUGAAGUGGCUGCCUUCACUCUUUCCCUCAGAUCUGAUCUGAGUUAGGCUUUCAUUUAAUGUUCUUUUAGAUUAGUGAGUAGUCACGGGAAGUAAGGAGGAAAGCAUUCACACAUGAGAGCAUUAAAACAGUGUGUUGAUGACCAAUGAGUUAAUUUGCUCACUGAUCAUAUCCCUUCCACAGAAAUGAAUGAAUAGAAUGGGCAUCCCCAUUCAAGUCAAUGAUGUCAAUGAUGGCAUAAUGGGUGGACUGGCAGCUAUUUUGAGUGUACCCAGGCCAGGAAGUAAAAGCAAGAAGUUUACCCUUCAAUAUGUGCUGUGAUUUGUUGAGUCAACUCAACUGACAUUGCAAAAAAUACACAGUAGUGGUGCGUGGGUAAAAUCACUGGGGAAUCCAAGCCAGGAAAAAAAGCUAUAUUAAAACCUAUGUGUUGUAAUAAUUGCGUUGUUUGCUCUAUAACCUGUUAGUUCAUAUGCCUUGUGACCGUGAUAUUUGACAGUAACAGUCAAAAGUUUCAGGGGUUUUUCUUUAUCUUUACUAUUUUCUACACUGUAGAAUAAUAGUGAAGACAUGAAAACUAUGAAAUAACACAUAUGGAAUCAUGUAGUAACCAAAAAAGUGUAAAAAACAAAUCAAAAUAUAUUUUAUAUUUGAGAUUCUUCAAAUAGCCACCCUUUGCCUUGAUGACAGCUUUGCACACUCUUGGCAUUCUCUCAACCAGCUUCACCUGGAAUGCUUUUCCAACAGCCUUGAAGGAGUUCCCACAUAUGCUGAGCACUUGUUGCUUUUCCUUCACUCUGCCGUCCGACUAAUCCCAAACCAUCUCAAUUGGGUUGAGGUCGGGGAAUUGUGGAGGCCAGGUCAUCUGAUGCAGGACUCCAUCACUCUCCUUCUUGGUAAAAUAGCCCUUACACAGCCUGGAGGUGUGUUGGGUCAUUGUCCUGUUGAACAACAAAUGAUAGUCCCACUAAGCCCAAACCCAAUGGGAUGGCGUAUCGCUGCAGAAUGCUGUGGUAGCCAUGCUGGUUAAGUGUUCCUUGCAUUCUAAAUAAAUCACAGAGCGUGUCACCAGCAAAGCACCCCCACACCAUAACACCUCCUGCUCCAUGCUUUACGUUGGGAACUACACAUGCAGAGAUAAUCCGUUCACCCACACCGCGUCUCACAAAGACACGGCGGUUGGAACCAAAAAUCUCAAAAAAUAAUUAUGUCAAUGAUGUUUGGCUUUGAAGCCAAAUCCAAACUGGCUUCCCUUUACAAAAAUUUUUGUGCGCCAGGACCAUUCAAAGCUGAGCUCACUCAGUUUAGCUCAAUGCUGAUUGGCUAUUAUUUAAUUAAAAAAAUAUAUCAAGGGAGGCCAAAUGCUCGCUGGCUUCUCUUACAUUCAAUCAAAGAGUGAUUCAAUGCUACGGGCGGCAACAAUGUCAUACUCGUUUUGACCAGACAGCAUCAGAUAGAUGGGCUACACAUACAGAGACAGAGGGGCGCUGUUUCGUUCGCUCGGAUGCUUUCACCGGUGAGAUACAUUAAGGCUCUUGUUAAUUGAAGGACAUUUAUGAAACACAGACAGACAAAAUGUUUGUAUGUUUUGUUCUUUUUUUCUUGAUACAUUUUUUGGGGAAGCUUGGCUGCCCUUCACAUCCACAAAUACACGCCACUGAAAAUACAUUUAAUUGCGUGAGCCACAUCAGUUAGCAUCAUUUAAUGAGAAAUUCUUCACUACCUAAUUAUACAUCUAGCUUAGGUGAUUUUUGGUGGUAGCAUUAGCUAGCUGGUGUCUGCUUGCUGGCUGAACCAGUCUCAAAUGAAUCCAUAUGAAACGAAAGGCAGGGAUGCUAACAAUGCCAGUUCACACAAGCUAGCAAACUAUCUACCGUAAACAAGUUUGCACUAGGCUGCUAGCUGGAGCAUGGUUUGCCGCAGUAGCCAGUGCGUCAUAGCUACCGAGAGCGGAGGGAUUUUUAGAGAUGAGUUCCACGUCCUACAUAAAAGAUCGGUUGAGGGACGAGCAUCACGUAGGAGUGACGAGAUCUGACGUAAGACAACGUAGUGUACCCAGGAGUCUACCAGUCAAAUUGCCAGGGUUAGAGCUUCCAAGCCCGUUCUAUUCAUUCUAUUUCUAUGAUCCCUUCUCUCUUCUCUCUCCUCUUUACCCAGGCUGGUGACUGGAAUCAAGUCGGUCAACAUUUCCAAACAGUCUUCUUGUAAGUGAAUGCCCUCGCACUCCACAGCUAUUCUGUUUCACUUAAUGCUUAGUACUUAUUGUACAUCGUACUUGUCAAAUAUCUGAGAUAAAUAAAUAACACAAAUCCAUGUUCACUUCAAUGACCCGACAUGUUCAUUUCCACUUCCAGCAAUGAACUACAACUCCUACCCCCUGGAGAGCAGUCGUCCCUACUAGCUGCCUCAGGGGCUCAAUGGGCGGAUACAAGAGCAGCAGCACUUACAUCAGUGGCCAUGAGAACAGACAUGUAGGCCGCAGCUUUGACCUGCCUGGCAGCAUCAUCCUGGGAGCUACCAGCAGAGAUGUGGAUGCCAGCAUCAGCCUGGGAGGCAGCAAAGGCACCAGCAGAGAUGUGGAUUCCAGCAUCACCCUGGGAGGCAGCAAAAGCACCAGCAGAGACAUGGAUUCCACCGUCACCCGGGGAGACGAAUGA
Messenger RNA from Coregonus sp. 'balchen', 10280 nucleotides. Lineage: Eukaryota; Metazoa; Chordata; Actinopteri; Salmoniformes; Salmonidae. The record is from the annotation of a GenBank genome assembly.